Molecule: messenger RNA, 2675 nt
Organism: Vicugna pacos (alpaca)
Lineage: Eukaryota; Metazoa; Chordata; Mammalia; Artiodactyla; Camelidae
Gene: SLC10A6
Product: solute carrier family 10 member 6
Biological process (GO): bile acid and bile salt transport
Cellular component (GO): membrane
Molecular function (GO): bile acid:sodium symporter activity
Source: RefSeq, a predicted model, not a curated record
AUGAGACCAAACUGUUCCAGCAGCUCAGCCUGCCCUGCCAACAGUUCGGAGGAGGAGUUGCCGGUGGGGCUGGAGGCGUAUGGAAACCUGGAACUUGUGUUCACAGUGGUGCUGGCCGUGAUGAUGGGCCUGCUCAUGUUCUCCCUGGGAUGCUCCGUGGAGAUCCGGAAGCUCUGGUUGCACAUCAGGAGACCCUGGGGCAUUGCUGUGGGACUGCUCUGCCAGUUUGGGCUCAUGCCUCUUACAGCCUAUCUCCUGGUCGUCAGCUUUUCUCUGAAGCCGGCCCAAGCGAUUGCCAUCCUCAUCAUGGGCUGCUGCCCAGGGGGGACCAUCUCAAACAUUUUCACCUUCUGGGUUGAUGGAGAUAUGGAUCUCAGCAUCAGUAUGACAACCUGUUCCACAGUGGCUGCCCUGGGAAUGAUGCCACUCUGCCUUUAUCUCUACACCUUGUCCUGGAAUCUUGAGGAGAGUCUCACCAUUCCAUAUCAGAACAUAGGAAUUACCCUUGUGUGCCUGACCAUUCCUGUGGCCUUCGGUGCCUAUGUGAAUUACAGGUGGCCAGAACAAUCCAAACUUAUUCUUAAGGUUGGGGCCAUUGUUGGCGGAGUCCUCCUCUUGGUGGUUGCUGUUGCUGGUGUGGUGCUGGCGAAAGGAUCAUGGAAUUCAGACAUCAUUCUUCUGACCAUCAGUUUCGUCUUUCCUUUGAUUGGCCAUAUCAUGGGCUUUCUGCUGGCACUUCUUACCCACCAAUCUUGGCAGAGGUGCCGGACCAUUUCCUUGGAAACCGGAGCUCAGAACAUUCAGAUGUGCAUCACCAUGCUCCAGUUAUCUUUCACUGCCGAGCAGUUGGUCCAGAUGCUUAACUUCCCAUUGGCCUAUGGGCUCUUCCAGCUGUUGGAUGGAUUUCUCAUUGUUGCAGUGUAUAAGAUGUACAAGAGGAGACUGAAGAACAAACACAGGAAAAAGCACCCGCACUGUGCAGAAGCCUGCUGUAAGAAGAAACCCAAAGAGACCAGUGCUUUCUUGGAGGUGAUUGAAGAAGCCGCUCUCACUCCUGGGCCGUCGGGGCCCGUGGCUCACGGGGCUCUCGAGCCAACUGGCCGCAUCUCACGUGCCAAGUAGGGGCUUGCUGGCUUGACGGGUCCCUGUCCUCCUCAGCGGGCAGCAAAGACAGUGCAGAGCUGAUGAGGGAAUCUCGUUGUCAGGGCUGAUGGGAAUGUUUGAGUGUCAGAUGUUAACACAUUUAUAUUUUUGUGUGCAUUGUGAACUGUCAUAGGAUCCCUUUUUGAAAAUCUGUUCUGCCUAUUUCAGGUUGUUCCUUUGCGGGUUUACACAACAGAGCUACCAGCUGCUGUGUGUGUUCUAUCUUCCCACACAGUGAAGAGUGACCCCCCACUGUUACGUGAAGUCAUCCUCAAGUUGAGAAUUUUAAUGUCACAAGAGUUAGGACUCUGUAUAGAGGGGAUGUCACCUCAUACCGCAGGGCAAGGACAGAGUCUGGACCCACCUGACUUCUUGACUUUGGGCAAGUCCUUUGUGGCAUUGGGGAGGAAGCAUACAGCUCUUAUUAAAAAUGGGGUCUUUUUGCAAAUGAUUGUUAUUUUUUAGAGCUUGAAAAUCUUUUUGGAUUAUAGAUGAAAUAUAUGCCUAGAGGGAAUUUAAUGGACAUUUAAGGUUAGUAUUUUUACUCCAUAGAGAGAGGCACACAUAUAUUCUUUUAACAUAUAUUUAUAUGUUAUGUCAUUUUAAAAACAUGGAGAUCACUCCAUAUAAACUUAUGUAAGUCACUUAAUGACAUAUUAUGGAGCAUCUUUAUGUGUCAGUCUUUGUUGAACUACCUCAUUCUUUAGAACAGUGGCUCCAUAGAAAUAUUCCAGUGCAUGGAAGGACUGUAAUUUAUUUAACUGUUCCUUAUUCACAGACAUUUAAAUAGCUUUCAACUUACUGGUAUCACAGUGCUGCUACAAACACUUGUGCCUUCAUGGAGGUAUUUCUGUGGGAUCACUUCCUAGGCUUGAAUUGCCAGGUUGACUGCACAUCGCAAUGCUGGGCAGAGAGCUCUCUGGCACCGUUGUAUAAAGUGCCUGGGAGCGCCUGGUUUCCCAUAGUCGCACCAGUCUUAAGAAUGAUCAUUCUACUUUAUGAAAAUAUCUCGUCUAAAGUUGCAUUGUUAAAAUUAUGAGUGAAGUAGAGUAUUUUUCAUGAUCGCUUACCUGUUUGUUCUUUGCCUGCUUUUCUAUUUUUUAUUUCCUUUUUGAUGGAUAAAUUUUAACAUAUUAACAUAUUAUAGAUCAUGACCCUUUAUCCUGUUUUGUCAGUAUUUUACCUAGUGUUUUGUCUUUUGUUUUUGUGUAUCUUUUGCUGUAUAGAAGUUUUAUAUUUUUACAUAUUCAGCUUUAUUAGUCUUUUAAAAACUGUUUUGCCCUCAGUGUUGGUCAAAUGUUAGACUAUUUAUAUUUUUGUAUGGAUUGUGAAUUGUAAAAGGAUCCCUUUUUGAGAAUGCAUUUGGCCCCUUUUCAGGGAGUUCUUUUUGGAGCUCUGCAUACAUGCUUAUUAGCUGCUGUGUAUACUGUCUGGCAGUAGGUAAGACCCAUCCUCUUUCUCUGUUCUUACAGUAUUAAAAUCCCAUAUAUUUUUGUUACUUUUAUGUAUUAAAUAUGUACAUGUUUAUUCCA